Molecule: messenger RNA, 2986 nt
Organism: Sinocyclocheilus anshuiensis
Lineage: Eukaryota; Metazoa; Chordata; Actinopteri; Cypriniformes; Cyprinidae
Gene: psmd2
Product: proteasome 26S subunit ubiquitin receptor, non-ATPase 2
Exons: 20
Biological process (GO): regulation of protein catabolic process; proteasome-mediated ubiquitin-dependent protein catabolic process
Cellular component (GO): proteasome storage granule; proteasome regulatory particle, base subcomplex; proteasome complex
Molecular function (GO): enzyme regulator activity
Source: RefSeq, a predicted model, not a curated record
GAUACAGUAGGUGGCGGUAUGCACCUGAUAAGUUAUGGUUGCAAUCCGCCAUAAAACUAAGAAGAAGAAGAAGAGUCGCGUUCAGAGAAACGGCAGCAGAAAAAUCAUGGAGGAAACCGCAAAAAAGGAGAAAAAGCAGUCCGAAAUCUCGGAGGAGAAGGACAAACAACCGGCGGGGAAAGACAAGGAGAAGAAAGAGGAUCAGGAGCUGUCAGAGGAGGACAAACUGCUUCAGGAGGAGUUGGAGAUGCUCGUGGAAAGACUCGGUGAGAAGGACACGUCUCUGUACCGUCCUGCUCUGGAAGAACUGCGGCGUCAGAUUCGCUCCUCCACGACCUCCAUGACCUCGGUGCCCAAACCGCUCAAGUUCCUGCGACCGCAUUACGCCAAACUCAAGGACAUCUACCAGAACAUGGCUCCAGGAGAGAACAAGCAGUUCUGCGCAGACGUGGUGUCUGUUCUCGCCAUGACCAUGAGCAGCGAGCGAGAGUGUCUGAAAUACCGUCUGCUGGGCUCACAGGAGGAGCUCGCCUCAUGGGGACACGAAUACGUCAGGCAUCUGGCGGGAGAGGUGGCUAAGGAAUGGCAGGAGAUCGAGGAAGGCGAUAAAGCUCAACAGGAAGUGCUGCUGAAGCUGGUCAAAGAGAUCGUCCCGUAUAACAUGGCCCAUAAUGCCGAGCACGAGGCCUGUGACCUCCUUAUGGAAAUCGAGCGGCUCGACAUGCUAGACACGUACAUCGAUGAAAACGCCUACGCUAAAGUCUGCCUCUACCUGACCAGCUGUGUGAGUUACGUCCCCGAACCGGAGAACUCGGCUCUGCUGAAAUGCGCUCUCAACAUCUUCCGCAAGUUUAACCGUUACCCAGAAGCCCUCAGGCUCGCGCUGAUGCUUAAUGACGUGGAGCUGGUGGAGAACAUCUUUACUUCCUGCAAGGACAUUGUCAUUCAGAAGCAGAUGUCGUUCAUGUUGGGUCGACACGGCAUGUUCCUGGAGCUCAAUGAAGAUGUGGAGGAUUGUGAAGAUCUGACGGAGAUCAUGUCCAACGUGCAGCUCAACAGCAACUUCCUUGCACUGGCUAGAGAGCUCGACAUCAUGGAGCCGAAAGUGCCAGACGACAUUUACAAAACCCACCUGGAGAACAACCGGUUCGGCAGCAGCGGCUCACAGGUGGACUCCGCUCGCAUGAAUCUGGCCUCCUCUUUCGUCAACGGCUUCGUUAACGCCGCUUUCGGACAGGACAAGCUGCUCACGGAGGACGGAAACAAAUGGCUCUACAAGAACAAGGACCACGGCAUGCUCAGCGCGGCGGCGUCUCUGGGAAUGAUUCUGCUGUGGGACGUGGACGGCGGUCUAACGCAGAUCGAUAAAUAUCUUUAUUCGUCCGAGGACUACAUCAAGUCAGGAGCGCUGUUGGCGUGUGGCAUCGUUAACUCCGGCGUUCGUAACGAGUGUGAUCCCGCUCUGGCGCUGCUGUCUGAUUACGUCCUACACAACAGCAACAUCAUGAGGAUCGGGGCCAUUUUUGGGUUGGGUCUGGCGUACGCCGGCUCUAACAGAGAGGAUGUUCUCUCGCUGCUGCUUCCUGUCAUGGGAGACUCCAAAUCCAGCAUGGAGGUGGCAGGAGUGACGGCGCUGGCGUGUGGCAUGAUCGCUGUGGGUUCCUGUAACGGUGAUGUCACUUCCACCAUCCUGCAGACCAUCAUGGAGAAGAGCGAGCAGGAGCUCAAAGACACGUUCGCUCGAUGGCUGCCCCUCGGCCUCGGACUCAACCAUCUGGGUAAAGGUGAGGCAAUCGAGACGACUCUAGCAGCUCUUCAAGUCGUCCCCGAACCCUUCCGCAGCUUCAGCAACACAUUGGUGGACGUCUGCGCAUACGCAGGCUCCGGUAACGUGCUGAAGGUGCAGCAGCUGCAGCAUAUCUGCAGUGAACACUACGACAACAAGGACAAAGAUGACGAUAAAGACAAGAAAGACAAAAAAGACAAAGAUAAGAAGGAGACGGCUGCAGAUAUGGGCUCCCAUCAGGUGUGUGUGUUGAGUUGUGUGUUGAGUUGUGUGCGUGUGAGUGUGUGAGUGUGUGCGCAUGCGUGUGAGUGUGUGCGCGUGCGUGUGGGUGGGUGGCUUCGUUACGGUGAGCCCACGUUAAGGAGGGCGGUGCCGUUAGCGCUCGCUCUGAUCUCCGUCUCGAACCCGAGGCUGAACAUCCUGGACACGCUCAGCAAGUUCUCACACGACGCCGACCCCGAAGUGUCACACAACGCCAUCUUUGCCAUGGGGAUGGUGGGCAGCGGCACUAAUAACGCGCGCCUGGCGGCGAUGCUCAGGCAGCUGGCGCAGUAUCACGCCAAAGACCCCAACAACCUCUUCAUGGUCCGACUCGCACAGGGUCUCACUCAUCUGGGGAAAGGCACGCUGACGCUCUGCCCGUAUCACAGCGACCGUCAGCUCAUGAGUCAGGUGGCUGUAGCCGGACUCCUCACGGUCCUCGUGUCCUUCCUAGACGUCAAGAACAUAAUCCUGGGGAAGUCUCAUUACGUUCUGUAUGGUUUGGUGGCGGCGAUGCAGCCUCGUAUGCUGGUCACAUUCGACGAGGAGCUCAGACCGCUGCCGGUGUCUGUGCGAGUGGGACAGGCUGUAGAUGUGGUGGGUCAGGCCGGGAAACCCAAAGCCAUCACAGGCUUCCAGACUCACACCACACCGGUGCUGCUGGCUCACGGCGAGAGAGCGGAGCUGGCCACAGAGGAGUACAUCCCCGUCACAGCCAUCCUGGAGGGCUUCGUCAUCCUGCGCAGAAACCCCAGCUACGACGCUUAGACGGGCCUCUGCUAUAUUGACAGCAGCUCGUCCUCCGCUGCCGCCUCCUCUCCUCGAUUGUAAUUAGAGCAUGAGUGUGAGUUUAUCAUCCUGAUAAACCGUUUUGCUUCUUUUUGUUACUUGUUCUGUAAAAGGUUGAGAUACAUAAAAAAUAAAAGAAUUGUGGUCAAA